ACACAUUAGUCUACAAUUGUUGAAGACACAUAGUUUACGGGAGUAUGGCAAAAUUGUGUUCAUACAUAUUGAGUAAAGUAAAUGUUGAAAAUAUAGUGCAGUCAAAUAGUUCCUUCAUUGAGCAAACCUACUUAAUGUAGAAAUAUUUUAUUUCAGGUCUGGGUGAGCAGUACUGGGUCUAUGGAACGAAUGCCGAUGUGGUGUCCGCCCACGCCCCCGUCCGGCGACGGCGACGUGUACUGCGACAGCUGGGCGCGCGCCCUGUACCGGCGCGGGCCCGCGCCCGACUCCGCGCUGCCCGCCGUCCAUCGCCGCGAGCCCCGCGCCCGCGAGCCGCGCCGCCUCCGCGCCCCGCCGCGCGCCACGCACGCGCCGCCCUCGCUGUUCGAGCGCGCCGGCCCGCGCCCCCGCGCCCGCGCCCGCGCCCCGCCGCCCCACCCGCCCGGCGGCCACGCGCCGCAGCCCGACUGGGCCGCCAGCGAGGACGCCGCGCUGCGCCGCGCGCUGCGCCUGCAGCGCCUGCCGGCCGAGCCGCCCGCCGCGCUGCAGCCCAACUGGGACUGGGUGGCCGAGCUGGUGGGCGGCGCGGCGCGCGCCUACCGGUCGCCGCGCGCCUGCCGCGACCGCCACGACGCGCUGGCCGACCCCGACCGCGCGCGCCGCCGCCACCGCCGCCCGCCCGCCGCGCGCCGCCGCCUCGACGACGACGCGCCGCGCCCGCCGCUGGCGCGCCUCGACGCCAUGCGCGACGCCACCGAGCGGCGCCGCGCGCAGCCCAAGCGGCGCCACGACGAGCAGACUCCGCACAACCCCAAGCACGCCGCGCUGCUGCACGAGCACGGCGUGGACUACGACACGCCGCCCACGCCCAUGGACGUCGCCACGCGCCGCGCCGAGCGGAUCGCCAAGGAGAAACUCAAGGCGGGCAGCGCGGCCGCCGCGCCCGCCGCGCCGCCCGCGCCGCAACGCAUCGUCGUGGCCGCGCCCGCCGCCAAGGCGGAAGCGCGCCGGGUCCGCCCGUCCGCCGAAGGGGCGCGGCCCCCGGGCACAGCCCCUGUUCCAGGGGGCGCAGCCGCGCAGACUCAGUUGUUGUAUCGUCAGCAGACUUUCCCUACUCGUCAUCUCAAAAUACUACAUCAGACUGCCACACACGCUCAGAGCGGCAGCAGUGCAGGACCGAGUGGCGCAGGCGGCGCCCCCGCUGGAGAAGGCGCGCCCCCCGCGGGCGGCGGGGGCGGGGCCGGGGGGGGGGCCGGGGGCGCCGCGGCCGCGCCCGCGCUGCGCAAGCUGCAGCUGCAGCAGGUGGCCGUGCGCCGCGCGCCGCCCGCCGGGGGCGCGGGGGGCGCGGCCGGGGGCGCCGCCCCGCGUCUACUGUCGGCGCGCGCGCCCCCGCACGUCGUGGUGGCGCACCUGGCGCCCCCCGCGGAGCGCGCCCCGCGCCCGGAUUCCAGACAAUAA
Molecule: messenger RNA, 1458 nt
Organism: Spodoptera exigua (beet armyworm)
Lineage: Eukaryota; Metazoa; Arthropoda; Insecta; Lepidoptera; Noctuidae
Source: the annotation of a GenBank genome assembly